CGAAAGAAAAAAAAAAAGGGGAACCAGCCAUGCUUUGAGAAACCGGUGAAGCUUGAUGGUUCUUGCCUUAUUUUCUUGUUCUAGAACUGAAAAUGGAACCCAGAAAUUCUCCCCCCUGCUGGAAAAUCCGGAUCUGCUGCUGCUUCCUCCUCCUCACCGCCGGCUGCUCCUGCUUUGUGGGGGUGAAUUGCUCGGUUUUUGCUUGCCGCCGGCCUCUUCCCCCCUGCAGCUCCGGUUUUUACAGCUGGAGAAUUAUGGUAUGUGACAGCCUUUUAAGGCUUAAAUUGUCCAUUUAGUUUGCUGGCUGUGUUGUCCGAAUUGUGCUGGAAAAAUGGGGAAAUUCCUGUAGCAAUUAAGAGGGGUUUAAGUGUGUUUUGUUGGUUAAUUCAUGUAGAAAAUUAGUUAAUUGAUUGCUGUGAUUUUUGGAGAGAAAAUCCCGUUCCUGAUCGUUCUGUCAGUUAGCACCGAGAUUGAAUCUUUGGUUUUAUGCGAGUGAGGAAAUGAAACCAAGGACGGAAAAACCACAGGAAGUGACGUGUUAGAAGGCUAGCCAUCUUGUAAAUUGAUAUAGAUUUUAGAUAUAGACCAUGAUUUUGUAAACUGGAUUUUAAUUGGAGAUUUUAUGAAUUUAUUGAAUGAAUUGUUAGUUACAAGAGAUUUGACCUUCAGAUUUUGUUGGUGGUAUCAGAUUGUGAUAUGAUAAGUUCCGAGCCUUGUGCAUUUGUGGAAUUUGUCUUACGAGUGCACGGCGUCUGUCGCGUCU
This is a messenger RNA of Rubroshorea leprosula, 763 nucleotides long. NCBI's taxonomy places the organism in Eukaryota, Viridiplantae, Streptophyta, Magnoliopsida, Malvales, Dipterocarpaceae. The record is from the annotation of a GenBank genome assembly.